Molecule: messenger RNA, 2747 nt
Organism: Phyllostomus discolor (pale spear-nosed bat)
Lineage: Eukaryota; Metazoa; Chordata; Mammalia; Chiroptera; Phyllostomidae
Product: olfactory receptor 4F6-like
Exons: 4
Coding region: 384-1322 (312 amino acids)
Biological process (GO): G protein-coupled receptor signaling pathway
Cellular component (GO): membrane
Molecular function (GO): olfactory receptor activity; G protein-coupled receptor activity
Source: RefSeq, a predicted model, not a curated record
CAGAAAUGAAGACUAAGCUCUCCGAAUUUCUCUUCUCCUAAAAAUGCACAUCCUAUGACUGAACAGGCAGUAGGUGUAUAGCAUUAUUGAAGAAGACCACUGGACUGGAAACUAGGCUGACUUCUAGUUCUGGCGCUGUGAAUAUUCUGCUGUAAACACACUGGCUAGCCAUUUAACUUCACUGGGUUAUUUCUCUACCUGUAAAAUGGAGACACUUCAAGGAGAAACGGCAGAUUCUAUCAGGUCCUAGCCCUGAAGUACUCCUGGGAGCUUCACAAGGUCACCAGUGUUUCCAAAAGAAGGCAGAACAGCCAAGUGUGCUGCCUUUUUCUCCAAACAAGCUCUCUCAGGUCACUUCAGAGUCUUCCCUUCUUUAUGAUUCAAUGGACCAAGUAAAUGGCUCUGUGGUAACUGACUUUGUGUUACUGGGACUGGCACAAUCCUUGGGAAUGCAGUUUUUUCUUUUUCUUUUCUUUUCUCUAUUCUAUGUGGGGAUUAUCCUAGGAAACCUCUUCAUUGUGUUCACAGUGAUUUUUGAUUCUCACUUACACUCCCCCAUGUAUAUUCUGCUGGCCAAUCUAUCACUCAUUGACCUGGGCCUUUCAUCUACCACAGUUCCUAGGGCAAUAUUUGACCUUUUCAGUGAUUGUAAAAUCAUUUCUUUCCACAGUUGCAUGAUACAAAUGUUCUUUAUUCAUGUCAUGGGAGGAGUGGAGAUGGCACUGCUCAUAGCCAUGGCAUAUGACAGGUACACUGCAAUCUGCAAACCUCUCCACUAUCUAACUAUUAUGAGUCCCAAAAUGUGCAUGCUUUUGAUAGUGGCUGCUUGGAUCAUUGGAGUGAUUCAUGCUGUGUUUCAGUUUGUUUUUGUCAUAAAUUUACCUUUCUGUGGUCCUAAUUAUGUGGGGAGCUUUUAUUGUGAUUUUCCUAGGAUUAUUAAACUUGCAUGCAUGGCUACUUAUAAACUAGAAUUUGUGGUCACUGCCAACAGUGGCUUCAUAUCUAUGGGAACCUUCUUUUUCUUAAUUAUGUCAUAUAUCUUUAUUCUGGUCACUGUCAGAAAACAUUCUUCAAAGGAUUUGUCCAAAGCAUUCUUUACUUUGUCAGCUCACAUCACAGUAGUGGUUUUGUUUUUCACUCCAUGCAUGUUUCUCUAUGUGUGGCCUUUUCCUACCAAGUCAUUGGAUACAUUUUUUUCCAUUGUGGACUUUGUUGUCACUCCUGUCUUAAAUCCUGCCAUUUAUACUUUAAGGAACAGAGAUAUGAAAGUGGCAAUGAGAAGAUUGACUGGACAAGUUGUAAGUUCUAGGGAGAUGACGUGACAGAUUUCAUUGACAAGAACAUAAAAUGAAUGUCAUGAACCAAAAGGACUUUCAUGGCCACCAUAAACACCUGGGAUAUGUACAAUUUCAUUACUACCUUUGAAAAACUUAGAAGUUUACAGAAACAGAAAAAGAGGUAUUGAAUCAAAGGAUUUCAUUUUCAGAUAGAGUUACAGCAAUUUUUGUUAGCUAUAAAAAAUGGUGUUAUGUAUUUCAAUCUAACCUAUAAACCUAAAUUAUAGUUACUGUAUUCAAUUUUCAAUGUGUAUAUAAAUAUAUACAUGUACAUACACAUGAUUUCCCUUUAUCACUGUGUUCAUAGUGAUAAAAAGUAACACUGGAAAUCAAUUAAUAUUUCUUAUGGAAAUUAUGUGGAUCCAAUGGAUAAUAUAUAAAUUUAGAUAAAUGAACAUACGUUAAAGUCAAGGAACAAUCAGUUCUCAUCCUCACUGUUCUUUAAAUAAGAUAAAUAGGAAGGCAAUGCUAUAUUACAACUCUUAAGAAUUUUUCCAGUCUCUGUUGUCAAUGUGUUUUGGACAAUGUUAUUUUUACAAAUAGUCUCUUGUACUUUGCAUUAUGUAAAAUGUGCCUAUUACAUUUUUCCCAACAGCAAAUUUCUGUUGCCUUACAGUCUUCCUUAAAUCAUCUCUUGAUCACUCUUUUUGAUUAAAUCAUUUUAGUGUAAUUCUAUUACAGUUGUCCCAGUUUUCCCCCUCUUCCCAGCCCACCCUCUGCUCUCACAGUCAAUUCCCACAUUGUUGUCCAUAUCUGUAGGUCAUGCAUACAUGUGUUUUGUCCAGUUCCUUCCCCUUCUUUCCACCAUUAUCCUUCUUCCCCUCACUUCUGGUCACUUUCAGUCUGUUCCAUGUUUACAUGACUGUGGUUGUAUUUUGGUCAUUAGUUUAUUUUGUUCAUGAGAUUCCUUUUAUAGAUGAGAUCAUAUGGUGUUCUGGCUUGAUUCACUCUUAAAAAGUGUCUAUAAUUCUAAAUGUAUUUGAAGGAACUUAUUACCUAGAGGAAGCUACUCACACACAUCUCGACUUAUGUGUCAUGCCUGUUCUUAAGCUAGGGUGCUUAGGACAAAGAAACCAAUUGACAUUUUUCAGGUAAAACCUGGAAAGCCUAGUGGUCAAGGAAGCACAAUUGAGAGAUCACUUGGAUGUAUUUCUAUGAGUAGCUGAAGAAACAUGAAUUGUGAUAACUCAGUUGUUUUAACUUAUGCAUAGUAACUAAAGAUGCCCAAUAAAAUGAUAAAUGAUAAGAACUGAGAAUUUAUUAUUAAUAAAGGUAUUUUCUCCAAAAUUAGUCAUCAAUGUUAUAAGCUAUCCUUCUUUUAUCAAAUCUAAAGCAUAAUUAUUCUGUCUUGUUAACUCAUCUGGAUAUUGAUUUUACAAUUUUUUCUUAUUUGUUUUACUAUCAUUCUUU